Molecule: messenger RNA, 2073 nt
Organism: Phaedon cochleariae (mustard beetle)
Lineage: Eukaryota; Metazoa; Arthropoda; Insecta; Coleoptera; Chrysomelidae
Source: the annotation of a GenBank genome assembly
AUGUAUGACGACUGGGACGAUAGUGCUCCUGUAAUAACUACUCCCGCUUCCAAUCAGCCAUGGAUGGCAAAAAAUCAAGAAAAUUCUGAUGUGUGGUCUAAUAAUACAUCAUCUGGUAAUGAAAGACCCUACAAUAAUCAACGGACAAGACAAUUCACUAGAGGAGGAGGAGGUACUCGUGGUAGUAGAACUGAUAGAGGAGACCCCCCUGGAGGCAGUGGCAAUAACUGGAGGGAAAGGGACAGUAGUGAAAAGUGUGAAGUUAUGAAUGUUCCCAACAGGUUUGUUGGAAAAAUUAUUGGACGUGGCGGUUCCAAAAUUGGUGAACUUCAGACAGAAUCUGGUGCUAGAAUUCAGGUAACUAAAGAAACUGAUGGUGAUGAAACAGUAGUUAAACUAUUUGGAGAAGUUAGUGCUAUUGCAAAAGCCAAAGAUUUGAUCAAUGAUUUGACUACAGAUACUGUCAGGUUUGUACAGGCAAAAGAUAUACCUCAAGAACAAGAAGAAAAGAAACCUGCUAUUGUUGAUUGGCAAACCUUCUUGGCAGAGUGUGAUAAGGCUGAGGAUGAAGAGUGGGCAAAAUAUCCAGCAAUCAGGAAGAAUUUUUAUAAAGAGCACCCUGAAAUCACAAAAAUGUCACAGUCAGAAGUAGACAGCUUUCGUGAAGAGAAUAUGAAUAUUGUGGUGGAUAGGACUUUCAAAAAGGAUGGAAGUCUUCCUAUACCUAAACCAUGUCCUAAAUUUUAUCACUCCUUUCACCAAUUUCCUGAAAUUCUUGAGGAAAUUAGAAAAGCUGGAUUUGAGACACCUUCUCCUAUACAAGCACAAGCUUGGCCUGUACUUUUAAGUGGAGAAGAUUUGAUUGGAAUAGCACAAACUGGAACAGGCAAAACCCUUGCAUUUCUUUUGCCUGCUCUCAUCCAUAUUGAUGGGCAAGAUGGUGAACGUGAGAAUAGAGGGGGCCCUGCAGUGCUAGUCAUGGCCCCUACCAGAGAACUGGCCCUUCAGAUUGACAAAGAGAUCAAGAAAUAUGAGUACAGAGGUAUCACAUCAGUUUGUUUGUAUGGAGGAGGCAAUCGAAGGGAACAAGUCAAAGUGGUAGGAGGGGGUGUUGACAUCGUCAUUGCUACCCCUGGACGGUUGAAUGAUUUGGUGUGUGCAGGUCACCUCAACGUCAAGACGGUGACAUACGUGGUGCUCGACGAGGCCGACCGCAUGCUGGACAUGGGCUUCGAGCCGCAGAUCCGCAAAGUGAUGUACUCAAUAAGGCCGACGAGGCAGACGGUGAUGACCAGCGCCACCUGGCCGAUGGGCGUGCGCCGGCUCGCGCAGUCCUACAUGAGCGACCCCAUACAGGUUUACAUCGGUACGCUGGAUCUGGCUGCCACACAUACUGUCACGCAGGUCAUUCAGCUGAUGCCCGAUGAGGAGAGUGCCAAGAUGGAAGCGAUUAUGGACUUCGCCCACAACAUGGGGCCCGACCAGAAGGUGAUCGUUUUCUGCGGCAAGAAGUCUCGCGCAGACGAGCUGUCCUCCGAGCUGGUGCUGGCCGGCAUCAACUGUCAGACGAUACACGGCGACAGGGAUCAGUCGGACAGAGAACAGGCGCUGGUCGACAUCAAGGACGGGACCGUGCAGAUCCUCAUAGCGACGGACGUCGCAUCGAGAGGAUUGGACAUUGAUGAUAUAACUCAUGUGAUCAACUAUGAUUUUCCGAGAAAUAUAGAAGAGUACGUACAUAGAGUCGGCAGAACAGGUAGAGCAGGUAAAUACGGAGAGUCGAUAAGCUAUUUCACGAGAAGCGAUUGGGCACAAGCCAAGGAACUCAUCAAAAUCUUGGAGGAAGCCCAACAGUAUGUACCUGAAGAGGUCCAUCAAAUGGCGGAACGUUAUAACGUUUGGAAAGAGAAGAAAGACAAGGAGAGAGAAAGUGGUGGGGGCGGCGGCAGGGGCCGCGGAGGCGGAGGAUAUGGUGGUGGGGGAGGAUAUGGUGGUGGGGGAGGAUAUGGGGGAGGAGGAGGUAGGGGUGGAUAUGGUGGAGGGGGAGGUAGGGGAGGGGGUCGAAGAUGGUGA